Molecule: messenger RNA, 863 nt
Organism: Bufo gargarizans (Asiatic toad)
Lineage: Eukaryota; Metazoa; Chordata; Amphibia; Anura; Bufonidae
Gene: EEF1D
Product: eukaryotic translation elongation factor 1 delta
Exons: 6
Coding region: 1-822 (273 amino acids)
Biological process (GO): translational elongation
Cellular component (GO): cytosol; eukaryotic translation elongation factor 1 complex
Molecular function (GO): guanyl-nucleotide exchange factor activity; translation elongation factor activity
Source: RefSeq, a predicted model, not a curated record
AUGUCUGCCUCCAGCUUCUGCUGUUUCUGGCAGAGGUGGGCGAAGGGGCCGCAGCCUGGUACAUUAAACCCCUCGCCUACGGCUGGUCAGGCACUAUUCACUGGUCGGGGGUUUGGGAGUUCUUCUUCUUCUUGCAGUUUUCAAUCCUUAUCUCGGUUGGUUUUGCAGAGCGCGGCCGCUGCCCCCAGCGGAGAGAACAGCGAGCUCCUGUCCCGGGUCGCCAGUCUAGAACAUGAGAACCAGAACCUGCAGAAAGUGGUGAAAGACCUUCAGUCGGCCAUCUCCAAACUGGAAAGCAGGAUCAGUACACUGGAGAAGUCUGCUACCUCACAAGCAUCAUCCCCACUGCCUCCACCUGUCUGCAAGCUUCCGGCCCCUACCCCUGCACCUGCCUGCCCACCUGCUGCAGCCCCACAGCUAAAAGCAGAGGAGGAUGACGACGACGACAUUGACCUGUUCGGUAGCGAUGAAGAGGAAGAUGCAGAGGCCGCCAGGGUCAAAGAGGAGAGAUUGCGUCAGUAUGCAGAGAAGAAAUCCAAGAAGCCUGGACUGAUCGCCAAGUCCUCCAUUUUGUUGGAUGUGAAACCGUGGGAUGACGAGACGGACAUGGCAAAGCUGGAAGAAUGCGUGCGCUCUGUGCAGAUUGACGGGCUGCUGUGGGGCUCCUCCAAGCUGGUGCCCGUGGGCUACGGCAUCAAGAAGCUGCAGAUCCAGUGCGUGGUGGAGGACGACAAGGUUGGCACAGACAUGCUGGAGGAGGAGAUCACCAAAUUCGAGGACUAUGUGCAGAGCGUGGACAUUGCAGCUUUCAACAAGAUCUAGUCCAAACCAGAGUGUGAAUAAAGAGCAGCGUGUAACCGCCA